GUGCUAAUUCAAUCUUAUCGCACUUAAGUUCAAUUAAAUAAGAUUGAAAUGGCAAAUGACAGCAACUUUAGUGAAUUCAAUCAAUUUAACGUAACACAAAUUGGCCAAAAUUUUGGCAACGAUGGAAAUAAUGUUACAUCUUCGCCGACUGGUCCACUUCCCCAGGAGCCGUUUUUUACCCAACUAGAAGUUGCUGUUUUGGGAACCAUCAUUUGUCUAAUGUCAAUCAUUGGAAUAAUAUUAAACAGCAUCACGUUCUUUGCAAUCUUAUUGGAUACAAAACUGAAAAAUUCAGUUUUCAACGUUUUUAUAUCGAGUUUGUGCGUUUCUGACUUUUUUUCAUCAAUCAGCAAUCCGUUGACAUUUUUUACAUUGAUGGGAACUCAUAAAGAUUAUUUAUUUUCAGACAUUGUGUGUAAGUUGCAUACCGCUGUUGAUAUAUGGACAACCAUUUGUACUAUUCAGCAUAUUCUUGUAUUUUCACUCCUUCGUCUUGUUGCCGUUUCGUAUCCUCAUCAUAUUAAACGUAUUAGUGUUUUGAUGGCCAAAAUCGGAGUUGCUUUCAUAUGGUUGGAAACUUUUGGAGUGUCUUUUGUACCUUACUUUUACUUUAUGGGGGUAUUCAAAGGUUCUCACCUGGAUCCUAACGUUAUGUUGUGCAGGGGUGGCGGACAGACAAUAAUAGCCUUCUCACAAUACGUAAAAUAUUCAUAUCCAAUCAUAUUUUAUGCACCUAUGAUGUUGGUGGUUAUAUGCUCCAUUGCUUUAAUAUAUCUCAUGAUACGAAGGAAAUUAUCCAAAGAAGCAUUGGGGAAUGGCAGGAAGACAAAAGAUGAAAAUUUUGCCAUCCUCCAGCUUUCUUUGAUUUUGCUUUCUUUUCUGAUUGGAUAUAUUCCGGAUGUUGCUCGCCGACUAUUCAACACGAAUAACUCACUAAAAACCAAGUCAGAUUUGUUGAUUUAUAUUAUACCGAUAUUCAUUUUGCGAUUUUCGGAAUGUCUGAAUCCAGUGUUCUACAAUAUAUCUCCCAGCUCAAUUAGAAAUGCAUCUGUAGACUUACUCAAAAAAUUGUUUUGUUGCUGGAAACGAGAUUCAAGACAUUUGCAGGAAUCAGAACGAGAUCGAAGAAGGUUGCCUGGUAGUCAAGAAACGAAAUUUAGUGAGCAGAACACAAGAAAAACCAAUGCAUAACAUUUGUUAUACAAUAUGAUUAAUAUUGAAACAAACACCAAGAAACACAUGAAUAACAUUGGCUCUGAUAAAAUAUUUGAAAUUACAUUCUGUAAAAUAUUUGUUAUAAUUGUUUAUUAUGACAAUUUUUUUAUUACAAAUUUUUUACUAUUUUCGAUGGCAUAAUUUAACUUGAACCUGGUUCAAUGCAUAUAAAGAUGAAGUCAAUUCAUUCUACGUGAAUUACCAUUUAUAUGCAUUUUAUUUUCUCCAACUUUCUUCAACAGAAAACAUUAUUGUUUUCUAGUUUACGCUGUUUCUUCAUGCAAUUUGAUUGCGAAUCAUGUUUUGCUGUAAAUAUUGUGUCUGUAUAGCAAUGUGCUUGUUUAAUGUUAUAAAUAUUUAUAUUCAUAGUGAAAAAAGAUUUGCUUAAUCGGUCGCUAUAUAAAGUUUUUGUGGUUUAAUGAAAAUUUUAGUUUUGUUUCGUGCACUGGGAAUGCACUGUUACUCAUGUAAAAGCUUUAUAAUGUUUUAUAAAGUGUAUUCCUUUUCAAUUUAAAAUUCUGUUCUUCAAGUUUUGUGAAAGUUUGCCGUUUAGAUGUUAUUUUAAUUGGAUUUAGUUUUACUGAAAUGAGAAAUAUAGUCACUGUAUUACAUCUACCCAGACUAACACUAUACCUUUAAUGCUUCAGAAUUGUAGCAAAUCAAAUGAAUUUGAAGACAAAACGUUAUUUUUGGGGGGUAAAAGAUACAUGAAAUAAAUUGAACUAUUGUUUAUUAUACUAUUCAGUGUGAUUGCCUAUA
Molecule: messenger RNA, 1974 nt
Organism: Styela clava
Lineage: Eukaryota; Metazoa; Chordata; Ascidiacea; Stolidobranchia; Styelidae
Source: RefSeq, a predicted model, not a curated record